AUGACGAAGUGUAUGUUCGUGGCGUGUCUCACGUCGCCGACGGAGAGUCGCGAGCAGCAGCACGUGUUGCUGCGCAAGCAGCUUAUCAAGAGCAAAAUGUGUCACGAGGUCGGACUGGUGAACGUGCCUCACAACCUGAGAUUCACCACGUUCGACGACCUCCUGAUGUGCGCUGACGAACUGGAGAAGCAGGAUCCAAUCGUCGAAACGGUGCUCAAGCGCUCAGAGACAUUGUUGAGAAGCGUCGACAACAGCGCGCUCACCAUCCACUUCCAGGGACGGCAGGUGGCCAUCGAGACCUACCUAUCCCGUUUCCUGUGGGAUGACGGCAGGUUCCCACGGUACUGCACGGUGGCGGAGAACCUGCAGACGCUCGUGCAGCUAGUGAAGAAGCUUGACGACGACGUCAUGAACAAGGCCAGCGCGUACGCUGACCUCAACAACAGACGCCUGGCCAUGAAGAACGAGGCUGAGAACGCGUACUUGUACCGUGAUCUCACAUACUUGAUCACUCCGGACGUGGUGGACGAUCCACAGGAUUACAUUGACACGGAGCACCUGACCACUCUGGUGGUGUUCGUGCCCAUCAGCACGGAGGGCGAGUGGCUUUCCAGCUACAUGACUUUAAGCGAGAUGGUGGUGCCCAACAGCGCAAAGAAGAUCAACGUCAACUGCUCUAGGCACACUGUGUGGCGCGUGCUGCUGUUCAAGUCGCAGAUGAAGCACUUCAUAGAGGAGUGCGAAAAUCGGGGCUAUAUCGCGAAGCAGUUUAUAUACUCAGAGGAGCGCUACCGCGCCAUCCUAGAGGAGCGCAGCAAACUCGAGACCGAGUCGCACCGCCAGGAGGCGUUCCUCUCGCGUAUCUACCGGGUGGCGUUCUCAGACAUAUUCACCUGCUGGAUACAUCUGAAGGCCAUGCGGGCCUUUUGCGAGGCGGUGCUCAAGUUCGGGCUCCCGGUCAACUUCGCCUGCUUCUCCGUAUGGCCUACGGAUCGCGCCGACGCGGAUACGCUCAAGAAGACGCUGGACUCGCUGCUGCCGCGGAGAAAGGGCGACAAGAGCUCCGGAUCACACGCGCCCAGCGAGUUCGAGGGCGAGACCGAGUAUGACUCUUUCGUCAGCUUCACGUUUAACGUAGUUGGCUACUGA
This is a messenger RNA of Babesia ovata, 1149 nucleotides long. RefSeq names its product vacuolar ATP synthase subunit. Gene Ontology annotation, molecular function: proton-transporting ATPase activity, rotational mechanism. Gene Ontology annotation, biological process: proton transmembrane transport. The record is from RefSeq and is a predicted model, not a curated record. Lineage: Eukaryota; Apicomplexa; Aconoidasida; Piroplasmida; Babesiidae. Bases 1 to 1149 code for a protein of 382 amino acids. Gene Ontology annotation, cellular component: vacuolar proton-transporting V-type ATPase, V1 domain. The transcript is spliced from 2 exons.